UACCUCUUCGAACGAUUUUGAAUUAUUGGUAACCGAUAAUUUCGCUGGCAAAGGGAUAUAGACUCUACUGGAUCGCUCAAUUAUUUACUUAAUAAACAUAAAUAUUUUGUCGAUCUCGUUAUCACUGUCGAUGUCUUCAAACCAUGUCUGGUGUAACCUGGUAUAAGAGACAAUAUUUGUACAUGUGUAUACGUAAAUUGGGAUAGCGCCUGUUUCGCUAUAUCAAAACACGAUGAAAAUCCGAGAUAGCGUUUUUAAGACAUGCUCACAAUUAAGCGACAGUUGCUUUGCAUAUAAUAAUCAUUGUGUCAAUAGUGUUGUAUUUUCCUCAUGAGUUUAUUUGACUGAAAAAGAGUGGAUUGUAUUAGUAAAAGUGAAACAUAUGAAGUGACAACGUCCUUAAACCAGAUGAUCACAAAAAUCGGGCCGUCUAUUUACAUGCGAAAGGCAGAAUAAGUCACUUUAAUGAUGUUAAUUACAUCAGUAAAAAGAUGCAAAUCGACUCAAUAACGCCUAAUGCCCGAUGAUUAAGUUUGAGUCAACGAAUAGAGGACGCUUGAAUUGGAAAGUAAUUAAAUUUAACGAAACCAUUCAUUGAAGUGAAUGCGGGUGGUAGGUGUGUUGGAAUUCAAAAGGAAACACAAAAUACUUCAACUUAAUAUAUACAAACGACUGAGCGCAUGUCGUGUUCGUAUGCAAACACGUGGAGAAUGGAGAAAGUAAUUGCGGCACUGACGCUGUUUGUGAUAGUUAUAACUCAAAAUUUCGUUUUCAACCAUUUGUAUUCACUGGCAUAAAGCUAUUUGUUACAUGGAAAAGUGUUGUGGAUGACGAAACAUCUGAAUGAUCACUGGGAAGCUGUCUAGUGCAUUGGUAUUUAUAAAUAAGUUUUAUGGAACUCUGUAGAAGCAUGAUUAGACACCGCUAUAGCUAAACAAGCGUCAAAACGGAACAUCCGGUUCUCAAUGACUCGAAACGCGACGGACAUGUCCGCCACGAUUACUUUAAGUCGGCGCAAAGGGACAGGAAGCGGCCAUCCCUUGUGGAUGCGCACGCUUGAAGAGAAGUACCAGAAAUUACAUAAGAAGAUCAUCGAAAACACCGGAAAUGCGCGGUUCUCGAACAGCGUCGGUCGCUCGGUGUAUGAUGGGAGGAUUUCACAGGCUUUAAAAAGAUACAAAACUAUUGCUAACAAAUCGCUGAGAAAGGUCAACGAAAUAAACGGUCAGGAUGAAAGUAAUGUAAACAGUGACAAUGAAAUUGUUGAUUUACCGCCGAAUAUUUCGAACGAGAAUUCGCCAAACCAAUAUUUGGACAAUUGCGACACAAAUAUUGUUGACAAUGAAAUGUGCGCAAACUGCGAGGAAGGUGUAGACAACAAUUCAAAAUCAAAGAGCGCAAGUCCCAUAUGUGACCAAACCGUUGAGGUACACAGGGCUCAAAGCGAGGCGUCUGAUGUCUCAAAACACCACGAGAACCACGAGAAAUCGCUCAAUGAAACUGAAGUUAUAUUGAAAGUGGUUGAUACUGAAAAUUACACAAUUGGCUGUGAUAAAGACACGGAUUUCGUGCCAACGCCACAGGCGGUACCGAGAUUAAAAUUUGAUAAAAGUGAAAACAAAAUAGAACGCGGAGCUGAUAUAGCGAAACCCAGCCGCUAUGAUCGAAAAAAUCUUAAGACGUCGAUAAGUCGAACGAGCAAGAUAACGUCGAAAUCGUGCCCAGCAAAAAUUCAAAAUCAGGUGAAUCGAAACCACGGUCAGAAAACUUUACUGACUUCGCGGAGCAAAAGCGUCAACCGACACAAAAUGUUCACCCCCAUGUCAGCGGAAGCCAAGCAUGCCAUAACGGAGACCAUACAGGAAAUGAACAUCACCGCCUCCAGUCAGACAGAUGGUGAAGUGAAUUUCGUACCCAUCAGAAGCAGAACGUGUGUAAGAAACUGGCAUACGCCUAAAAGAACGAAAGAGUUGCUGAAUUACCGAGUGGUUUUGGAUAGCACGGCCGAGCGACUUGCGAAUAUUGACUGUGACGGGGUGAAUUUGAAUAGUGCUGAAAAACAGAAUUCCGGAAAUGGAGGCUCGUGUCGCUCAUCAGCCGGCUCAGGUACACUGAGUAGCGCGCGUGGGCUCGGGGAAGCCAAACUUCCGGAUAUUCUAAGCGGAAGUGCACGUGACCGUUACCAAGGUAAGAAACAGUCAUACAUACUGCCCGGGAUCGGGAAGUAUCGAAUAUCUCACGACGAACCUGUGUUCGAGAUUACGCCACCUGGUUUUGAUAGUCGCUACAAUGACGUCAUGCCUCACGAAGAAAGGGAGUCCGAGACGCCACCGCCGGAUAUCCGGCAGCGCGCCAUCGAUAAGUGUUCCGCGUGGCUGAUUAAGUACAACAAAUGAAUGCAAUUAACAUAUUACCGGUAUAUUCAGAUGGGGAUUGUGCUAUAGUGUGCUUAUCAACCACCGAGGUCGUUCAAUGACUUUUCAGGCGAAAACAAUCACUUAAACUUACGAUUUAAUGAAACGUUCAAAUUAUAUCGUGAAAAACUGAUUUAUUCACAUUUGUAAAUGACUCUGUUGACUAAUUAGUACUGUACGGGUGUUAAUUGCAGUGAACAAUAAAACAACUUGAUCGCGUAAUCGGUUGAAGUAUCUUGAACGAACACUUUCUGAUAAACAUCAAGGCACAUCGAUAUUUAUGAUGUUUCUGUUAGUUAAUGUAUUUAAUGUUAUGAGUGGAAGGUCCAUUUUCUGUGGAUCAACGUGGUGUUCAAGGCAUAAAUAGAUAACCUUUCUGUAUCAGAGAUGGAUAUCAUGUAGAGAAAAUCCAAAUUUUACAACGGAAUGAAUUGUUAGACAAUGUUAAUUAAAACUGUGCUUUGUUUGAAACAUAUGACAGAGCUUUACAUGCAAGCCCCUCGCAGAGUAAUCGUUAAGUACGAAGAAUCACAAAAAGGCCAAAAGGAUGUCGGGAAAAAACAACGCUGAGUACCGGAAGUUUGCCUUUUCUCGGACACAGCUCCGUUGCUUUCGUUCGGAUGAUAUCUGCAUCGUUCGGUGCCUUUUGUUCUCGAAGAGCGACAUUGUUCUGUUAUUGGAAGUCGGACCGACCGGAAGUAGUAAUUGUGGGAAGGGAAUUGUGUCACUAUGAACGCAAUUUUUUUCGGGACGUUUGGUGUAUACGCAUUUUAACUACUAACUAGACUAUCAUAGAUGCGACAAAUUUCCACGUAUCUUACAUGUAUUAAAGAGCUAGAACACUAACAGUUUUACAAUGAAAAAAGUUCAUGAAGCACCAAAAAAGUUUAUCUAACAUAACAGAAAUUAAAGCGUUGCUCAAAAAACGUUCAGACAAUCAAAAGAUAUAGCCGAAUUCCGUUAUCACGACCAAGCAUACGUCAAAGAGAUGCUGAAAUUCGAUUUGAAGAUAACGAAACGCAACUGUAUAUAUGUUAUGUUUCUCAUUGUAUAUACACUCCGUGCGUAUGUAUUUGUACAUCUUACGUGAAUCCUCAAUCCAUCAUCCAGCCCUUAUUCUAUUCUUCAACACAAUUGUUGAUAAGAGAACUUAAACCAGUUUACAUAGUGUUUUUAAUUAACAAGUUUGUAUUACUAUUAGUAUUUAUUGAAUUUGUGUCCACGAAAUAGUUUGUUUCUCCAUUUUGUAUUCAGAGUUUAUUUAUUUAUUCACGUCAUUGAGUGUUUUUGCGUCCAUGAUGUGAGAGAUUGGCAUUUAUCUUGCUUCAUUCAAUGUCUGCUUAACCGUCGCAAACAUUCUCAUUUUUUAAAAGACAGGAAAUUAUUUAAACAAAACGUUAUUCUUUUAAUUAUUAGAAACAUUAUAAAAAAGCGAUGUAAAAAUGUCCAAGCUACAGGUUUUUGAACCCGUGGCCUGUAGUACCAAAAAUACACGAAACCACUAGGCUGAAAGGAAGUAAAAAUGCUAUGUCGAACAUAUAAUUUCUGCUAAAUUAUCAAUAAAAAGCUUUAUUUUUUGUUCAAAUGUCAAUUAAUGAUUAUCAUGAAAACAACAUUUAAAAUGUGUUUUUAAGUUAGAAGAGUGUUCGUGCGUUUUUAAUAUAAUGCAUAACUCCUGUUUUGAAAACUGUAAUUUUUACCAAACUGUGAACAAGUGCUUUUAAACGGGUUUAUUCGUGUUAGACGUUUUUUUUUCAAAUUCUAAAAACAUUACUUGUGUAUUUCAAUUGGCAAUACAAUAGUAUGGAAUGUCAUUAAAACUGCGAGUAAAUGUUAUUUCAUUUAUGAGUGACAAGGCAUGCGUAAUGCUUAGAGGAUGGAACAAUUGUUGACAGUUUAUAUUGAUAGAAAUUAUUGCAUUAAUGCAACAUGUAUACAUCGACCACUACUCUUUAUCGCCCAAAAUAAUAUUUGAUGAGUUAAAACGUCCAAAAUGAGUGUAAUACGCACACACAUAUAAUAUGUUGUGGAAAAUAUGUGACUGGUUAGUAUAUUUUACUGCAAACACGGUAUACUAUGUGAUAUAGGUUGUAUUUGUUUUAUAAAAAAAUGGACCUAGUUAUACAUUGUUAUCAGUUUUAAACACACCACAAUACGUAGUUAUGUCUAAAGGGUGUUGUGUGUUUAAAGUUUAGAAUGUGACAUUUAUAAUUCAAAUAGUAUCAUGAUUUUAUGUUAUUAUUCAGUAUUAUUGUUUUAUAGAUGUUUCUCUUUGUUUUUAUAUUGUUAUACAUUGUUAAUUUAUUUAAAAACAAUAUAAUAAAAUAUAAUUUUUCAACAC
Molecule: messenger RNA, 4755 nt
Organism: Dreissena polymorpha
Lineage: Eukaryota; Metazoa; Mollusca; Bivalvia; Myida; Dreissenidae
Exons: 3
Coding region: 966-2396 (476 amino acids)
Source: RefSeq, a predicted model, not a curated record